Messenger RNA from Alternaria ventricosa, 543 nucleotides. RefSeq lists its product as uncharacterized. The record is from RefSeq and is a predicted model, not a curated record. NCBI's taxonomy places the organism in Eukaryota, Fungi, Ascomycota, Dothideomycetes, Pleosporales, Pleosporaceae. The transcript has a single exon. The coding region runs from base 1 to 543 and encodes 180 amino acids.
AUGGACGACGACGAAAACGACGAGAUCGCAGCGGCCAUGGGCUUCGCCUCCUUCGGCGGAACAAAGAAACGCAAAUUCGACCACACCGCCUCGCCAAAAGCUGGUCCUGAUGCGAGCGGCGCCAACUCCACCAAACUGGGUGUCAGAUCGAAGAAAGUUACCAACGAAGACGAGAUCAACCUCGACGCCGCUGUUUCCGACGCUGUAUCCGACUUCACAAACCCCACGCCACAACCCCACAACAACGCGCCGGCUAAAGCAACGAAGAGCCAACCCGCCGACUCCGGUCUGGCUGCUUUUCUAGCUCGCGGCCAGAACCUACCCGAGAAACCGGCUGCCACCGAGAGCAGCACUCCAAACCUUGCGAUGUCUGGCGACCCGCCCGCGGCAGAGAUGGUAUCAUUCGGCGGUCCACCAAUCUCCAAGGCUGAGUUGAAUGCGCUGCGUCACGGCGUGAGAAUGGAGAAUGGAGAUACGGCAUACUUUCUACCGAGCUUCGUUGAGGAUCCCUGGGCGAAGCUGGGGAGGGGUGGGAGUGGAUGA